Rhipicephalus sanguineus (brown dog tick) is the source of this 4382-nucleotide messenger RNA. RefSeq lists its product as uncharacterized. The coding region runs from base 112 to 3384 and encodes 1090 amino acids. The transcript has 10 exons. NCBI's taxonomy places the organism in Eukaryota, Metazoa, Arthropoda, Arachnida, Ixodida, Ixodidae. Gene Ontology annotation, molecular function: polyamine oxidase activity. The record is from RefSeq and is a predicted model, not a curated record.
AUGGUAAAUACGAAAUAUAGGAAAUACGUAGAAAUACACUUGCAGAGACGGCGGCUGCUGAUGGUUAUCGCAGUAUCUUACAGAGGAUGUUAGUAGCCGACAGAGGCCAGAAUGGCUUCUUCGGAAGAGCUCUUGAUAGUUGGCGGUCGUAGUGAAAUCAGUGCUAAAGUUUUGAUCAUAGGUGGUGGUGUUGCUGGGCUGACAGCUGCGAAUCGUCUUUGCGCGCAUGGAUUUAGAAAUAUCACGAUCCUGGAAGCCAGAGACAGACCAGGCGGUCGAACGUUUUCAAAACCUUUCGGGGAUAGCUAUAUCGAAUGUGGUGCCCAGUGGAUUCAUGGACAGGAUGGAAAUGCAGUUUUCCAAGUCGCAAACGAAAAUGGUUUGGUGGAUCACGACUGUCCAUACUAUCUGGAGCAGUUCUAUGUUUGGCCUCAGCUGACCGAAGAGCAAUCCAGUGUGGCCACAGAAGUCAGUUCCCAUGUUUUAGAAGCACUGGACAGAUGCCAGAAGAUGUCAACAAAUGGCAGUCGGGAUGAUAUGCCGGGUGUCUUUCAGAAGUCACUUGGUCACUUCUUGCGUCACAGUCUCCUUGACUACAUCAACAAAAACAGUUUGGGCAGUGACAAGGUUCCACUUGUUGAGGCAUGCUACGACUGGGCAGUACGGCUUCAGCAAGAAAUUCAGGGAUGCAGCUCCCUCACAGAUGUCUCUGCUCAGUUUUUUGGGCAAUACCGUGAAUGUGAUGGGAACAUUGUGACUGAGCUGAAGCACGGAUAUGGAAAGUUUGUGGAUGUUAUUUUGCAAGGCUUUCCUUCUGAGUGGCUACAGCUUAACAAAUGUGUGACUAGUGUGACCACCUCUGUAGCACCCCUUUCGCCAAACACCUGCAUUAUGAAUGAGAGGCCACAGAGUCACCUGAAGACGUCUUUUGCAGCUGUUCCUUUAGGUAGCAACAAGCCGGUGAUCACUGUGAAAUGUGAAGAUGGCUCAGUUUACAAGGCAGACCACGUAAUAGUCACUCUGCCACUGGGCUGCCUCAAAGCACAUGCUACACAUAUGUUUGAGCCACCACUGCCUGAGAAGAAAAUGCUGGCCAUUAGGUCACUAGGAUUUGGUGCUGUUGACAAAGUAUUCCUCAAGUACAGUGUGCCUUUCUGGAAGGCUGGUGAUGUGUUCCAAGUACUGUGGCUCGAUGGUUUCAACCACUGUGGGAACAAAGUGGAAGGGGAUGACAUGUCCUCAUGGGUAACACACAGCCAGCUGAAUACUUCUUGGUUCAGAUAUAUUGGACGAUUCAAUGCUGUACGUAACCAUCAAGAUCUGCUGUGUGCGUGGAUAACUGGGGAAGGAGCCAAGUAUAUGGAAACACUAAGUGAUGACGAUGUCCGCAUUGGUUGCCACAACGUCCUUGUCCAGGUUCUUGGAAAAAAGGACCUGCCUUUACCAUGCGAGGUAGAGCGGAGCAAAUGGCACUCUGAUCCUUAUGCAAGGGGUUCUUACUCGUACAUCUCAGUGGCUUGUGAUACAACAGGUGCUUUGCCUCGAGACUUGGCUGACCCAAUAUGUGAGCCUGUGGUGCACUGUGGAACAGAAGUUACGUAUCCAGUGUUAUUCUUUGCUGGUGAGGCAACACAUCCCCACUUCUACUCAACUGUACAUGGUGCCUAUGAGUCUGGCAUCAGAGAGGCAGAUCGUCUUGCAGACUUCUACUUCAAAGCUGGAACAGGACAAGAAUCAUGCUGCAUACCAGACGAGGAAGAAAGUCUUCUGGUCAAAGCGGAUCCCUUCAAUUCUGCAGCAUUGAAUGCAUCAUCUGCUGGCUCAAAUCCACGCAUCAUAAUUGUGGGAGCUGGUGCUGCUGGUCUCUCUGCUGCAUACAAGCUCACCCAGAAGGGCUACACUAAUUUUGUUGUCUUGGAGGCUCAGAGGAUGGCUGGUGGAAGGAUACAAUCUUACUACUAUGGUGACAACAGAGUCCUGGAGUUGGGCGCCCAGUGGGUCCACGGUGAGGAGGGAAACCCCCUGUAUGGUUAUGCAUUAUCGAAAGACCUGUUGGCCGACCCACGGAGGCACCAUUCCCUUGAGGGCCGUGGUAUUUUUUGCACAGAGCAAGGAACUCGGUUAGCCCAAGAGUUGGUUGACGAGGUCAUCACUGUGCUCAACCAGAUUAAGGAGGAACUGGGGGGACGGCGACCUCGGCUUGAAGGAAACCAUGAAGUGUUUGUGCUCAAUGAGUUGCCCAUAUCGGUUGGAGAGUACUUGCGUUCACGCUUUCUUGAGCAUCUUGAGCAGCAAAGCGAUACAGCCGACAUGGUCAAGGUCAAGUGGGCCAUUUAUGACUGGUAUUGGCGCUUCGAGGUCAUUGAUAACUCCUGCUACAGUCUGGAUGAGCUCUCAUUCAAAAGCUACGAGGAGUUUGAGGAAUGUCCUGGCGUUUGGAACAUCAACUUACGGCAUGGCUUUUCCAGCGUUAUAAACAGUCUCUUGGAGCAUAUUCCUGAAGCCAACGUCCGCUACAACAAGGCUGUCAAGCGAAUCUAUUGGCACAACAGCGCAGUUCCUUCGUACACAAAAGUGGCUCGUUCCUCAAUCAGCAACUCACAAGAGACUGUCUUGGAAAGUAUUCCAUUUGUAGAAUGUGAAGACGGUGAAAUUAUGUCAUGCAGGCAUUUGCUCCUAACUAUGUCUGCAGGCUACCUGAAACGGCAUCUGAAUGACAUGUUCCAGCCAAAGCUUCCAGAAAAGAAGCGUCAAGCACUGCGAGGCAUUGGCUUUGGUACUAUAAACAAAAUAUUUCUCAUCUUUGAGCAGCCCUUUUGGGACACAGGAGCUGAAGGUUUUCAGUUAGUGUGGCUCGAUGGUGACUCCGAAGACGCAACAAAUCCAGAUUGGUGGGUUCGGGGUAUAUCUGGAUUUGAUCUUGUGUAUGAAAAUCCCAAUGUUCUUGUGGGCUGGAUUGGUGGCAAGGCAGCUGAACAUAUGGAGACAUUGAGUGACCAGGAAGUCCUCAGUGCCUGUGUCCAUGUCCUGUCCACGUUCCUCGGUCGAGACAUUCCUGAACCCGUGUCCAUAAUCAGGUCAUACUGGUUCACCAACCCCUACAUUUUGGGAAGUUAUAGCAACAGACAGCUACCAUAUGGCACCUCAGACACCCUCCUGGAGACCUUUUAUGAACCUCUAAUGGCUGAUGCCCCACUGCAUCGGGUAACCAGAGUAGAGUGGCCCCUUGUUCUCUUUGCUGGGGAAGCUACUGAUAAGGACUUCUACUCAACUGUCCAUGGAGCUAUGAGGUCGGGGUUCAGAGAAGCGGACCGCUUGAUUAACUUCUGGAGUAGAAAACGAGAUGACAUCAUCCUUGAAUCAUCAGCACAGCCAAGACUCUGAGGGACAACCACUGAAGGCACAUCAUUUCUUACUUCCUCUGACAAUCAUGCUGUGGCGGAAUCAAGAAACACCAGCAACAUUAGUUAAUGAUGUGGCCAGCUGUAUUACCAUUUCCUUAUGAAGUUGCACUGCAUAUGCCCUUCUGCAGUGACACACUGUCUUAGCUGAAUGUAUAGCACAACUACAGAAUUUAUUGGAACUUGGGGCUAAUCCUAGUCUUAUACGUCACAUUGCAGCUGGCUGUGGAGCAUCGUGCCAAGUGCUGUCCACAGCAUAGCAUUGCAACACCUUCGUAUCCGACAUCUGGGUAGGUAGUGGGUGGAACAGCAAUUGGUGCUGUGUAUAGAGGAAUGUUUUAAUGCAGGAGAAGCUUGUUUUCUGUUACGCUGUAGUCUCGUUGGGUCUGCUUUUGUGGCUCCAGCUUUGAAGUGCCAAGGUCAGCACAAAUAAAUGCAGCUGCUUUACAAAGCGUAUGCCCUGUAGCACUAGUCUAACUUUGUCAGGGCACUUGGUACUGUGCUAGUCCUUUUUUUUUUAUAGCCGCCUCUUAAUGUAAUCCUCAGGCUGUAAAGGCAGCAUUGUAACAUAGCCAAAUUUAGCGCUUCAUUGCUGUUCGAAGCAGAAGUUUUAUGAAAUUCUAGGAAGUCGUAUGUGUAGAAUCUUACUGCCUCUUGAGUUUUAGCCCGUUACAUUGUAGUUCCUGGGGGCUGUGCAAUUUUGUUAACACAAUACACAUAGUGUGCCUAUGGCAGAUGCUUGAUGCACGUGCCUGUAGUUGAGCUCACUUAGAGCAGGAAGCAAGAAGCAAAUUUGGAUCUUCACUCUGACCAACUUCAUAUACCCAAUUAUAUGCCUCUGCAACUUCAGGGUGCUGAAGUAUACACUUUGUCAUUGUUCUGAAGCAUUCUGAAUGCAAUAUUCAUCAUGUGCCAAGAAAUACACCAUAGAAAUAGUGCUGUUGCACAUUCCUAUCUACAAUAAAGUUUAUUUCUAUUCAA